Thrips palmi is the source of this 1670-nucleotide messenger RNA. RefSeq names its product heparanase-like. The record is from RefSeq and is a predicted model, not a curated record. NCBI's taxonomy places the organism in Eukaryota, Metazoa, Arthropoda, Insecta, Thysanoptera, Thripidae. Gene Ontology annotation, cellular component: membrane; extracellular matrix. The coding region runs from base 81 to 1634 and encodes 517 amino acids. The transcript is spliced from 8 exons. Gene Ontology annotation, molecular function: hydrolase activity, acting on glycosyl bonds.
CCCGGCGUCGUCUGCUAGCCGUGAACCGGCGGCAAAGUGGCUUGUUGUUGUGGUGGUUUCAUUCCAUUCCGUUCUUUGAAAUGGAUUUUGGUGGCCUGGUUAGGAAAUUUGCAUUGUUUGCUGUGCUGUGCUGUGUUCGAAAUUGGGUGUGUGGAGAAAUUGUAAUUGAUACGCAUGAAAGAUUGUGUGAAGUUAGUAAGAACUUUCUAAGUGUAGCUGUUGAUACAAAUUUUAUUUUCAAACAUGAUUUGACCAAAUUUUUGGGGAGUGCAACUUUUAUGAACAUCUUGAGUGGCUUAAGACCGGCUUAUCUGCGAAUUGGGGGUACCGCUGCUGAUACCGUCAUUUUUGAUGAAACUUUUACUGAUGACAUUCCUCCAAAUAGUGAUGGUGAUGACCUCUCCCUCAUGGCGAAUUUGAGUUGGAACGUUGAAGAAGAUAGCUGCAUCAGUAGAAGUUGGCCAGAUUUGUAUUUAUCUGGUGAUAGAUGGUUAGCAAUAAAUGCUAUAGCUUCUAAGGCAAAAUUAAAUCUUUUGUUCGAUUUGAAUGUUCUUCUUCGAAAGACAUCUGGAGAAUGGAACUCAACAAAUGCUCAAAAGUUGAUUGAAUUUUCUCAGGAAAAUAAUCUUUUAUUGGACUGGCAACUUGGAAAUGAACCAAACUCAUUUUGCCAUGUAUUUGGAAAGCAAGUGCCACCCAGGCAAUUGGCCAAAGACUUCAAAACCUUGUCGAGGAUUCUUUCUAAAUUUCCUCAUUACCAUAAAUCUAAGCUUGUCGGACCUGACAUCACUGCUCCAAGGGGUCCCAAGAAGCGGCAGGCUGCAACUCUUCGUUACCUCGACAGAUUCAUGGCAAAAGCUGGCAAUACCAUCUCUGCAGCAUCAUGGCAUCAGUAUUACUUUAGUGGGAGGAAUGCAACAGUAGAAGAGUUUAUAAAACCAUCAAUGCUUGAUGUGCUGAAAAGAGAAAUUCUAGAUGUAAAGGCUGUGGUCAUCAAUAACACUGAUGCUUUUUUCCCAGUGUGGUUGACUGAAACUGCAUCUGCGUUUGGUGGUGGGUCCCCUCACCUGUCAAAUCGUUUUGUCAGUGGAUUUAUGUGGUUGGACAAAUUAGGAAUGGCUGCCUCACAGAAUGUUUCUGUUGUCAUCAGACAGUCGUUCAUUGGGGGAAAUUAUGGACUUAUUCAUACCAAAAGCUUUGAUCCAACACCAAACUAUUGGAUUGCUUAUUUAUACAAAAAGAUUGUUGGUAAAACUGUUCUCAAAGUGAAAACAACAAGUGGCUCCUUAAUACGAUUGUAUGCCCAUUGCUACAAGAAGCACAAGAAGGCUGAUUCUAGAAAAAACUCAAUAGUAAUAUUUGGGAUGAAUUUAGGACACUCAAACUUCAAGGAUGUUAUAUCAAAACAAGGCAGCUUGAAGAAAUUUCACAUUGAGAAGUACAUACUAACUGGUGCAAAUGACCAGCUUACUUCUAGGGACAUUUGUCUCAACGGAGAAGUCAUCAAAAUGUCACCCGCUGCACAGCUUCCCGCUCUUAGGCCCCGACGCGAGACGACCAACACAAUAGAACUUCCCCCGCACUCAAUGGCGUUCUAUGUCAUCCGUGGCUUCCCAGCAUCAGCCUGUAGCUAAAUUGAAUAGUUCGAAAUAAACCGUCAUCGCAGAUUA